AUGAGUAUCAGUUCAAGUAGCGAGUUUAGUGAGGAAGACCCAUAUGUAGAUUCUGGGACUGACUACGUGUUAUCGGAUUCCACCGAUUCUGAUGUUCCGGGUCCUAGUCGACGGCGAUCAAAGCAUUUUGUUAGUGCUAAAAAAGGUACCCAUAAAAGUAAUGAGCAGCAAAAAACGUCUGUGAGUAAUAAUACAGAAAUUCCAAACAUUCAAACCGUUAAGAAAAAAGGCAAGAAACGGGUGAGGAUGGAAAGCAAAUGGAAACGAAACAUUAUGAAGAGUAAGCAGGCUAGAGGGGAAGAAUAUAUUAAUUCGGCAAAUAAACUAAUUCAAAAGAAAACUACUGGACCAAAUUGCCAUUGUAGAAAAAGAUGUUUCACUAAAAUAGACGAUACCCAACGACAGAACAUACUUGAGCAGUUUUAUAGUACGGGAGAUAAAACUAAACAAGACAUUUACCUAGGGGGAUUAAUCAGUGUGUCAAAUGUGAAGAGGAAACGCCCGACUACAGGAGAGGGUAGAGAAAAAAGCAACACCUAUCAGUAUAAGUUACGGGCAGGAAGCCAGGAAACCAUAGUAUGCAAAAAAGCAUUCUGUUCUUUGCAUGGAGUAUCAAAAAAUAGAGUGUCUCAGAUUGCCAAAAAUCUGACGCUGGGUAGUAUUAUGUCACCUUCCGAUAAGCGUGGGAAGCAUUCCAAUAGGCCGAACAAAAUCAGUGAAGAAAUAAUAGCGCAAAUAGAAGAACAUAUUCGGAGUUUUCCCAGAAGAAAAUCUCAUUAUAGUAGGGAGGAUAAUCAGAAAAGGUAUUUUUUAUCUCCUGAGUUGAAUAUUGCAACAAUGCAUCGCCUCUACCUUCAAAAAUAUGAGCCAGAAAAGUAUGCUCUCCUAGACGAUGGGAAAAUUUUGAAGGACAUUAAACCAGUAGUAACAUAUGAUUUUUAUCAUCGGCAAUUUAAUCUCAAUCAUAACCUUAGUUUUGGACAUCCAAGAUCAGAUACCUGCCAGAAAUGUGACCGCCUGCACAACACAAUUUCCGCAGAAGCAAAUGCAGAAAAUAAAACCCGCUUGGAAACUGAAAAGCGUCUACACUUACAGAAGGCCGAAAUAUUUUAUACCAAAUUACGAGAAUAUACAAAUCUUGCUCGCAUCAUUUGUUAUUUUUUCUGUGAUCUCUAUUGUGUUUCUUGUUUUUUUCGAGUUGCUUUGAGCUAA
Acanthoscelides obtectus is the source of this 1212-nucleotide messenger RNA. Lineage: Eukaryota; Metazoa; Arthropoda; Insecta; Coleoptera; Chrysomelidae. The record is from the annotation of a GenBank genome assembly.